AUGGCGUCGUCCGUAAGCAGCAGUACAGGCUCCGACAGCCCCGGCAGCAUGACAACAACGACGAUGACGACGACGACGGCCGCCGGCACCAAGCCGCAGGGCGUGACGGUCGUGGCGACGCUCACCAAGCGCUCGCUGAUCCCGGCCCGCUGGAAGGAAGGCUCGGUGCGCGUCGUCGGCAUGGCCGAGUGCACCGAGGCCGCCCUGACCCUGGCCCACGCCUUUGCGACCGACGACUACGCCCGCUACCUCGUCGACGACGACGGCGGCGGCGGCGGCGGCGACGCAGCCACUGCUUCUCCUUCCUCUCCUUCUCCCUCUUCCUCUUCCUCUUCUUCUUUUACCGCCAGCAGCAGCGAGAAGAGCGGCUGGAGAAGGAGUGGCGGCGGCGGCGGCAGCGACCUGACUGCCGAGGAGAGCAAGUGGAGGCUGCAUGUCGACUUCCUGGUGUACACGGUGGCCGCGCACUGCAUCAGCGGGCUGGUCACGGCCGUGGGCCCCGAGUGUGAUAGCGUGGCGCUCUGGGUGCCGCCCGGAAAACACCUCGACGGAUGGUGGACGCAGCUCCGCAGCGGCAUGUGGCGGCUCUACUUCCAGUUCUCGCACGAGGCCAGGAAGCGCUACUUCGACGAGAUCUUGCCGUUGCUGCACGACACAAAGGCCCAGGUCCUCGGCGACCGCAACGGCGAGGAGUGGUACCUGAGCUAUCUCGGCACCAAGCCCAGCUCGCAGGGUCGAGGGUACGCUGCGAAGCUUCUGAAGGAUGUGAUGGCGCGGGCCGACGCCGAAAACCGACCCAUAUAUCUGGAAUCCAGCUCGCUGGCCAACAAUGCCUACUAUGAGAAGUUUGACUUCGAGGUCAAACGGGACAUCUUUCUUGAGCGCGGGCCCGUCCCGGUUCGCUUGUCCAUCAUGGUUCGUGAGCCCCGCGUGCCCGGUUGCAAGGUCGCUUACGCCAGUCCGAACCCGAGUGCGAGAAAGAGGUUCCCCGGCGCUGUGAAGAAGCCGAUGUGA
Thermothelomyces thermophilus ATCC 42464 is the source of this 1014-nucleotide messenger RNA. Its product is annotated as GCN5-related N-acetyltransferase-like protein. The record is from RefSeq and is a predicted model, not a curated record. The transcript has 3 exons. The coding region runs from base 1 to 1014 and encodes 337 amino acids. Lineage: Eukaryota; Fungi; Ascomycota; Sordariomycetes; Sordariales; Chaetomiaceae. Gene Ontology annotation, molecular function: acyltransferase activity, transferring groups other than amino-acyl groups.